Messenger RNA from Moneuplotes crassus, 1104 nucleotides. NCBI's taxonomy places the organism in Eukaryota, Ciliophora, Spirotrichea, Euplotida, Euplotidae. The record is from the annotation of a GenBank genome assembly.
AUGAAAUACAUCGCAUUCACCCUGAUCUUGAUCCUCGCAGGACUCUACUUUGGACAAACUGCCAUUAAGUCUUUCUUCCCACAGGAAUCUACCAUGGAGACUAUUGCUCCUCUUGGUAAUGCCACCCAUCACAUGUGCAACCAUACCUGUAAUCAGCUCUACGCUCCUCAUAUUAUCGACAACUACUGUAGAAGUGGUGCUUACUGCAACUCUACUUUCGCUUCCUGCUGCACAUUGCACAAUCACAAAUGCGCAGGAAGAAUGAUUCCAAUGAGAGAGUUCAAUUUCCCUAGCACUUGCCCUAACGGAACCAUUAACGGAACCUACAAUGCUACCAUCCCAGAGUACUACUUACUCGAUAACUAGUUUUGUUGCUAAAAACUUUGACUACUACAAAUCUUGUCUUCUUGGAUGCCUCUUCAGAAUCUUAGCACAAAUUAAGCUUCAAUCUGAUGUGUACGAUUUCCGUAGGAUUCCUGAUGAAUCAAGUUCUUGCCUUAGUGCUAUUAAAACUGAAUCUUGGUCGACCUCGGGUGAUUUGCCUGGCAAUAUAUAACUCAUGAUGUUCAUGAGCUAAAGAUUUUAUCCUGGCCUAUCUUUUAAUACUAAUGGGAGAUUAAGGAAAUCGACAUAAACUGAAAUUUUUGAAUUAGGAUUGUUAGGAAUUAGAGCUAGAUUGGGUCAGGGGCUUAGUAAUGAUUAAUUUUAGCAUUUUAUUAGUUUAUAGAGUGUAAUUCUGUGUCAAAGGAGUAUAACCUCUCUUUGAUUUCUUUAUGUGAAAUGGUUCUUCAGCUCUAAGAGAUUGGUUGAACUUCAUAGUUAACUCAACAAUCUAAUUUUACAUUGGUCGAUUAAUUAUAAUGGUUAGGAUGAAUUAUAGCUAGUUGGUAGGAAACAGAUUAACUUGGUCGACUACGAGAAAUAUCUUCAAGAGUUUAGUCAAAUGCAAGCAAAUAGAAAGCUUGAUCCAAGACAAAGGAAUUUCUGGGAUCGACAUGCUUAGCAAAACUUGAAAUCCGCCUUGAGGUCAUUUAUAUGCUUUAAAAAUAGUUGAAAUUACUCCAACUCAUCUUGGAGAAUGUCUAUUCUUUCCUUUUCAAUCUC